This is a messenger RNA of Aricia agestis (brown argus), 5135 nucleotides long. It is a transcript of the gene Fancm, whose product is annotated as Fanconi anemia group M protein. The record is from RefSeq and is a predicted model, not a curated record. Gene Ontology annotation, molecular function: 3'-5' DNA helicase activity; four-way junction helicase activity; four-way junction DNA binding. Gene Ontology annotation, biological process: double-strand break repair via synthesis-dependent strand annealing; interstrand cross-link repair; replication fork reversal. The coding region runs from base 148 to 4959 and encodes 1603 amino acids. NCBI's taxonomy places the organism in Eukaryota, Metazoa, Arthropoda, Insecta, Lepidoptera, Lycaenidae. The transcript has 18 exons.
AUAAUUUAUAUUUAUUUAUUUUACUUUUUUCGUUUUUAUCAAACUGUAAAUACCACAUGCCAUUUCAUGGAAGCGGUCCAAAAACAUUAUAUUUUUGAAAUAAAUAAUAUUAUGAAGAUACUUGUUGCCCUAGGGGAGUGAUUCACAAUGAAUCAUCCUAUAAAACCUCCAGCAGAUAGUGGAAAAGAAUUCAAUGAAGACGCUUUUGAAGAUUCUGAAUUAUUUGAAAACUUUAUAAAUUCAACAUUCAUUGACACAACAAAACAAAAUGAAAGCUCUUCAAACAUUGAUGGUGAUAACAGUGCACUUAAUGUCAGUGCUCUGUGCUGUGAUGAAGAGAUCAGUGGGUAUGAUAAGUUGACAGGACAGAAUUGGAUCUAUCCUACUAACUAUCCUGUCAGAGAUUAUCAACUUAAUAUAGUUAGAUCCUCUCUCUUUAAAAAUACACUUGUCAGUCUACCAACAGGAUUGGGUAAGACAUUUAUAGCUGCAGUGGUGAUGUACAAUUUUUUCCGCUGGUAUCCAUUGGGUAAGAUAGUGUUCACUGCCCCCACCAGACCCCUCGUUGCUCAACAGAUUGAAGCUUGCUACAACAUAGUAGCCAUUCCACCCAAGGACACCAUUGAAAUGACAGGACAUAUGCCAGUGACAACAAGGAAAUCACAUUGGCAAAAUAAAAGAGUAGUUUUUGCAACACCUCAGGUUAUCUACAAUGAUAUAAAAUCAGGUAUAUGCCCGGGAGAGAAGCUGAGAUGCUUGGUUGUUGAUGAGGCCCACCGAGCGCGGGGCAAUUAUGCAUACUGUCAGAUAAUAUCAAGUUUAACGGAUAUGGGACACACUACGUACAGGGUGCUGGCACUGUCUGCUACGCCAGGGAGCAAAGUGGAUGAUGUUAUUCAUGUAGUAAAUAAUCUACACAUAGCACAUUUGGAGUUACGUACAGACAAUUGUAUAGAUGUACGGAGAUAUAGCCACACAAGAAAUAUUAAUAUAGAAAUUAUACAGCUAGACCUUGAACUCACGAUUUUACGAAAAGAGUAUGUUGAGAUUAUAGAUCAAUAUACACGAAGAUUAACACAACUGAAUAUUUUACCGCAAAACGUCGGCAACCUGUCCAAAGGUCGUGUUGUGAUGCUGUACAAAGAGUUUCAGAACAGAGAUCGGAGUUCAAGACAUCCUCAACACAGCCACAUCAUGAAAGACUUCACAGUACUCAUAUCUCUGUUCCACGCGCUGGAACUGCUUAUCCGACACGGCUCCAGAGUGUUCCUCAACUUCUUCGACGAGCACCCGGAGAAGUCGUGGAUACAAAAUGAUGAUCAGCUCACAAGGUUGUUGGAGAGGUUGCGAGAUGAUCUAGGAAUCAACCCCUUGUCAUUGGAUCGAAGUGUCCUUCCUGAUGGAACAAUACCCGAGAUACCCAAAGAUCUGACAUUUGGCCACCCAAAGUUUGACAAGUUGAAGGAAAUAAUGUUAGAGCAUUUUACUACAGCUCAGAAAAAAGGUGAAGAUACAAGAGCCAUUGUGUUCUGUGAAUACCGGGAGAGUGUCAACUUGGUACACUGUCUGUUGCUGCAGUGUAGACCGCUGAUCAGGCCGCAGAUGUUCGUAGGACAAGGAGCUUCAGGUCGCGAGGGUGGUACUACGCAGCGCGCGCAGGCGCGAGCGGUGCGGGCGUUCCGGGAGGGCGGGGCCAACGCGCUCGUGAGCACGUGCGUCGCGGAGGAGGGACUCGACGUCGGCGCGGUGGACCUCUGCGUGUGUUUCGACGUCGCCACGCGCUCACCUGUCAGACUUGUGCAGAGAUGCGGACGCACCGGUCGUGCCAGAGGUGGCCAUGUCUACAUUUUGGUUACCGAGGGCAAGGAACAUCAGACACUUAUGGAUUGUAUGAGGCAGCGAGAUGGACUGAAUACUAAGAUACUGCAGUCGAAGGAAGUUCAUAAUAACUUAUUCAAGAACAACCCGCGAAUGUUGCCGCGUGACUUCACUCCUCAGUGCAAGAAAAUGUUCAUCACAGUCAAACCCGUCAACAUCAAUGAAAAGACUGACACCGAUAAACCGAAAAAGGGACAAAAGGAUUUGAGAAGCAUGUUGCUAGGAGGACCCUCGACUAGUAGUUCGAGUACAUCAAGCAUUGAUGCACCCAGCCAUGUCCUCACUAAACAGGAAUUUGACGAUCUCUAUCCAGAUGCUUAUAAGGAGGUCAAUGUGUUGGCCGAACCCACAGAAUACUGGUCUAUGAGUAAAGAGAGAAUAAGAGAAUUAGGUAAAAGUGACCAGCCUAGGCUAAAUUUAUCAACGUGGUUGGAAUGGCAGAGAACACUACAGACGACUGUGAAUAUCGGCCAUUCUGCGGACUCACAAAUAUUAGUAGAUAUUUUAAAAUAUAGCGACGCGAAGAGGUUCGAAGCACUCCCAGCGACUCAAACACAAGAUUUACCAGAAUUUUUGGAGCCAAGUACAAGUACAAAACCUUUGACGCCAGUAAAUUCAACAAAAGAGUCAAACGCGAAAGCUCUGUCUCCAGUAAAAUCGAAAACAAGCAACAAAAGAAAACAGAAAUUACCUUUAAAAUCACCCGGAAAGAAAGACGGCGACAUAAGAGCUCUGUUCAGUACCGCAACGAAAUCAACGAGAAAUUACACCAAACUUAUAAACGAUUUAGGAAUUCAAAACACAGGCGGCCUAACCACGCAGCUUAUAAGCUUGUUGGUCGAUUUGAGCUUAGAGAACACCAAUAUAACAAAAAGUUGUUAUAUCUGUUCUACAAUUUGCAACUGUAAGGUUAUACAAGAAAUUAGAAACCUCAGAAAGCCAAUAAACGUAGUCUUACCUACAACAAGUGCACCAAAGUUACCAGACAUUAACUUAAUUGAUGAUUUCGACGCAAAUUUAAUUGCAGUUUGUAAUAAAUCCAUUACAGAAAUAAGCUACGGGAAUAAAGAUGAAGUCGGCGCAAGUAAAAAAGAAAACUUUGAGCUUGAUCUUGAUUUAAUACAAAUUGAUACAAAGUAUGUAAAAGACAAUACAAAAAAUAUAAACGACAUAAAAACAGACAAAAAUUUUGAUAAAAACUUUGACUUGGGAGAUAUCGACGAUAUUUUUGCGGAUAGCAAUCCUGAAGAAACUUCCAAUCAGGAUGUAAACACGAAAGACCCGAAUUCAAGUAAUCCGAAGGAAACACUUGGAUUUUUCGGCUUGGAUAGUAUAGAUGACAUUUUUGCUGAUUCUGACGAUGACCGUCAAGAAAUUAAAGAGAAACCGAAUGAUAAUGAAAAGCUAAAGUGUUCUACUCCAAGUGCUCCUAUUACUAAGGAUGAGGUGCCUCAUUUAGAAAAUACUGAAUUAAAUAACUUGGCUACGUCUGUAUGUAGUCCCAGAAGUCCGUCUCUUCUAUCGGGAAGAUGCAUGGCCUCGCCCUCAGCAUCUACUUCGCCGAUUUUGUGCAGUCAGGUGCGAAAAUUUCAAUUAAGCACAAAGCGAAAAAAAGAUAACAAAUCCACGCCCGUAACCAAUAGCAAAAGAAACCUAUCGUUAAGUUUUACAAAUAUUUCACUACCCUCUACAAGCAAAUUGGUUAGUACAUUUGCUGAUAAAAAAGACACUUCAAAAGAAAAGAGUAUGCUUACUAUAACACAAUUGGUUGAAAUGAUAAAUGAUAAAAAUGAACAUUCAGUUUCAAAGAUUUCAAAUGUCUCAAAGGAAGCUUUCCAAACUAGUCACAAAGAAAGGAGUCCAUCACCAAUUCUGCUAACACAAAAAGAUAAAACGUUUAUAAACACCAAUAAUGUGAAAAAAACAGCACCAAGAAAUAUUCCUAGUCAAACGAAUCGACCCGAAAGCCUUAUUAUUUUAGAUAGUGACAGUGAUUCUAAUGAGGCCACGCAAGAGUAUGAAGUAAACGACAGUAAAAUAGUUAGUAAAGUCGAUAAAAAUCCGAGUCCACCAUCAGAUGAAAACUUAAACAUUCGAAGUAACAAAAGAAAAUUUGACGACGAUGAUAUUAUAACUAACUCGCCGUUCUUUGCGAAGAAGCCAAAGGUAACAACAGCAUCUUCAGAUAAACCUUUGACGUUACAAGAGAAAGUUUUAGCUGCUUUGAAUUGUAAAAAGGUUGAACCUAUUCCGGAAGAUAAGGACAAAACUGUUAAUUUCAUGGCGUUGUCGCCGAUAUUAAGUUCUCAGAAAGAAAACUUAAACCCUAUUUCAAAGACUAUUGAAAACCGUACAGUUGAUAGAAACGAAGAAAAAUAUAAUACAAAUCCUAAACUACAAAUGUUACAAAUGUUCAAGCGUACUAAACAUGCAAAUAAUAGAAGUCCAAAGAUAGAAUUCACAAAGAAGAGAAUUUGUUUUGAUAGUGAUGAUGAUUUUGCAGACAGUGACAAAUUUCCGAAAAUAAGACAAUCACAAAAGUCACAAACACAAUCACAAAAGCGUAGUCACAAACCAAACGGCAACGUUAACAAGGUUAGAAGAACUGCAGCUCAGUUCAUAGAUGAUGAAGCAGAUUUGUCUGACGAUGGAGAUGUUAGGAGUGGAGAUGAAUUGUCAGAUGAGAGUAUAGGCAGCAUUAUAGACUUUAUAUGCGACGAAAUGCCGAACGAAGACGACACUGCAGUCGAUAUGCAAGCGAUUUACAUGAAAUCUGUCAAAAGCCCCGUAAAAGGCGUUUUCAAGAUUCCCGAGUUACCAAAAACAUUUAAUAAUAACGACAUACUCUCCCAAGCUGUAGAAGAAGAUACUUAUGUAAUGGAUAGUUUCUGUGUUGAUUCACACAUCGGCCUCACACAAGUGAACGAUGUAUCGGAGUUGGAGAUAGCCGAAAUGAUAUUGGAAGAGAAAAAGAAGAGAAGAAAAAAACGUGAUAAACAGCAGGACGAAAGUUGCGACAGUCCACUUGUAAGGCGAAAAGUAGUUAGAAGAAAAAUCGCGAGUGAUUCCGAGAGUGAUUGAAGUUUUGUAUGAAUUUCAAUAUGAAUGGACUUGUAAUCAAUCAUUAAAUAAGAUAAUAUUACUAUAAAAUGUGUGAUAUAAAGAUUCCGAGUGCUGGGUGCACCUAAAUGUUUAUCUGUGAUAUUAUUUAUGACUGCUAAAAUAUAACUUAUUUAUUGCCUUCCAUUGAUAAAUAA